Molecule: messenger RNA, 786 nt
Organism: Tribolium castaneum (red flour beetle)
Lineage: Eukaryota; Metazoa; Arthropoda; Insecta; Coleoptera; Tenebrionidae
Source: the annotation of a RefSeq genome assembly
AUGAUAAACAAAAAUCACCCCUUUCACCUAGUAGACGUAAGGCCAUGACCUAUUAUAGGAUCAAUCAGAGCAUUAAUUACUAUAUCCGGAAUCGUAAAGUGAUUUCAUUCAUUUAAUAGAACCCUGUUAUUUAUUGGAUUAACAUCUAUAUCAUUAAUCAUAUUUCAAUGAUGACGAGACAUUUCUCGUGAAAGAACCUUUCAAGGACAUCAUACAUUUAUUGUAACAAUAGGACUUCGAUGAGGGAUAAUUCUAUUUAUUACAUCAGAAGUAUUCUUUUUUAUUUCCUUCUUCUGAGGAUUCUUUCAUAAUAGAUUAGCUCCGGCAGUAGAUAUCGGAAUAACAUGACCACCCAAGGGAAUUGAAACAUUCAAUCCAAUUCAAAUUCCUCUUCUUAAUACUUUAAUCCUUUUAACCUCAGGACUUACGGUAACAUGAGCACACCACAGAUUAAUAGAAAAUAAUUUUAAGCAGGCCACUCAUGGAUUACUACUUACAGUAAUCUUAGGAUUUUAUUUUACACUUCUUCAAGGAUACGAAUACUUUGAAUCAUCUUUCUCAAUUGCUGACGCAGCUUAUGGAUCUUCAUUUUUCAUAGCAACUGGGUUCCACGGACUUCAUGUAAUUAUCGGAACCACAUUCUUGCUAGUAUGCUUAAUUCGGCACCUAAAUAAUCACUUUUCUCAAAUUCACCAUUUUGGGUUCGAAGCUGCAGCCUGAUAUUGACAUUUUGUUGAUGUAGUAUGAUUAUUUCUUUAUAUUUCAGUCUACUGAUGAGGUAGAUAA